UCUACAUGCAUGUGCCCCUCAAAAUCAUAUAAAAGCUUAUAACUUCGACCCAUAAUUUCGAUUGAAUUAAGAAAAGGAAGCCAUUUUUCUGCAAAUCUCUUCGCUUAUGGCUUCCUUUUUCACAUCGCCAUUGACAAAACCCAAACCAUUCUUCCUAUGUUCUUCAUCUUUUCCUCACCCACGAAAACUGGACAUAAGGACAACGCUUAAUCUCAACCAUGAGACCCCAAAUUUCAGCAAAACAUCCUCAAAUCGUCGAAUGCUUGGUCUCGGGCCGAGUUUCUUCGCAUUCCCUGAAAAGGGUAUCAGACGAAACGUGUCUGCAGAAGCAGAAGCAGAAGCAGAAGCGGCGAAUUACGGAAGAAUCCUUCUAUCCGACGUGGUGGUGAAGAGGAAGAGAAGGGUAUUUUGGGGAAGGAGAUGGAAUUCCCUGGAUGUGGGAACUGCCGCAGUUGUCGUGGCGAUGCAUCUGCUUAGUUUGUUUGCGCCGUUUCAGUUCAAUUGGUCGGCUUUUUGGGUCGCCUUUGGUCUGUACGUCGUCACUGGUCUUCUGGGUAUUACCCUGUCUUACCAUAGGAAUUUGUCUCACAAAAGCUUCAAGCUUCCCAAAUGGCUCGAGUACUUGUGUGCUUAUUGUGGAGCUCAAGCUCUUCAGGGGAACCCUAUAGAUUGGGUGAGCACACAUAGGUACCAUCAUCAGUUCUGUGAUUCAGAGAGAGACCCUCAUAGCCCCAUUGAAGGCUUUUGGUUCAGCCACAUGAGUUGGUUGUUUGACACAGAUUCAGUAGCUGAAAGGUGUGGAGGGCCUAGUAAUGUGGGUGACCUGGAGAAGCAGCCCUUCUAUCAGUUUCUUCGAAGCACUUACAUUUUGCACCCCGUCUUUCUGGCCUCGAUCUUAUAUUCGUUGGGCGGAUUUCCUUUCGUGGUGUGGGGAAUGGGAGUAAGAGUCAUAUGGGUGUAUCAUAUAACAUGGCUGGUGAAUUCGGCAUGCCAUGUAUGGGGGAAGCAGGCUUGGAAAACCGGGGAUUUGUCCAGGAACAACUGGUGGGUAGCGGUUCUUGCGUUCGGGGAAGGGUGGCAUAACAAUCACCAUGCGUUCGAGUUCUCGGCCCGACAUGGACUAGAAUGGUGGCAGAUAGACAUGACUUGGUACCUUGUUAGGUUCUUACAAGCCGUUGGAUUAGCCACCAAUGUUAAGUUGCCUUCUCAAGCUCAGAAAGAGAGAAUGGCUUUGAGCUAAACUGUUCCUUUGAGUUCUCUCUUUCUUGUCUACAGGGAUGUCCAAUUGGAUUCGGACACGUGGUCUCAACGGUUUAGAGUCCGGUCAACGAUUAUAAAUAUGUGGGUUUAUCUAUUACUGCGUAAUGAAUAUCUAAUGAAUCCUUUAAGAAGUGAAGAGUCAUGUAUAAACCAAAUGAAUAUGGUUUCUUUUUAAUGAAA
This is a messenger RNA of Tarenaya hassleriana, 1440 nucleotides long. Its product is annotated as palmitoyl-monogalactosyldiacylglycerol delta-7 desaturase, chloroplastic-like. Gene Ontology annotation, cellular component: endoplasmic reticulum membrane. The coding region runs from base 107 to 1240 and encodes 377 amino acids. Gene Ontology annotation, biological process: lipid metabolic process. NCBI's taxonomy places the organism in Eukaryota, Viridiplantae, Streptophyta, Magnoliopsida, Brassicales, Cleomaceae. The transcript has 5 exons. Gene Ontology annotation, molecular function: oxidoreductase activity, acting on paired donors, with oxidation of a pair of donors resulting in the reduction of molecular oxygen to two molecules of water. The record is from RefSeq and is a predicted model, not a curated record.